UGGAUGUGAAGACCUUACUACCCUCCGGGAUGCAGAGCCCGGUGGGAGGUGGAGGAGAUCAGGGCGGAGGUAGCGGUGGUCCGGUAGACCUGCGUACAGACCCACGUCUGAGUGCGCUAAGUGCUGUAGACCCAUCUCUGAGAGAAAAACAGCUUCAGCACGAGCUGCUCUUACUCAAACAACAACAGGAGCUCCAGAAACAGCUGCUGUUCGCCGAGUUCCAGAAGCAGCACGAGGUUUUGACGCGCCAACAUGAAGUGCAGCUACAGGAACAUCUGAAGCAACAGCAGGAGAUCCUCGCCGCGAAACGUCAGCAGGAGCUCGAGCAGAAGAGGAAGCUUGAACAGCAGCGUCACGAAGAGAUGGAGAAACAGAGACUGGAACAACAGCUCAUCAUGCUGCGAAACAAAGAGAAAGGCAAAGAGAGUGCCAUCGCCAGUACUGAGGUCAAACUGAAGCUGCAGGAGUUUCUGUUGAGCAAAAAGGAGCCCGGCCCCGGUGGACUCAACCAUUCCUUCCCCCAGAAGUGCUGGGGGGCUCACCACACAUCCCUGGAGCAGAGCUCUCCUCCACAGAGCAACACACCAGGAACACCACCCUCCUACAAACUCCCCCCGCUCUUAGGAUCCUACGAAGGCAAGGAUGACUUCCCUCUGCGGAAAACCGCCUCUGAGCCCAAUCUGAAGGUACGUUCACGGUUAAAACAGAAGGUGGCUGAGAGGAGGAGCAGCCCGCUGCUCAGGCGGAAAGACGGUACUGUGAUCAGCACUUUCAAGAAAAGGGCAAUCGAGAUCUCAGUGUCCUCUAUGUGCAGCAGUGCUCCUGGCUCUGGUCCCAGCUCUCCUAACAGCUCAAACUGUGCCAUUGCUGAGAAUGGAUCCAGCGGAUCCGUCCCAAACAUCCACGCUGAGCAGUUACGUUCUCUGCAUCAGUCUUUGACUGGCGAUGGGGCACCGAGUCCCCUAAGCCUCUACACUUCUCCAUCUUUGCCCAACAUCUCCCUGGGACUGCCUGCCAACGCCCACAUCACGGCCCCUCAGAAACUCAGUGCCCAGCAGGAGGCAGAGCGGCAGACAAUCCAGAGUUUGCGUCAAGGUGGGGCACUAACAGGGAAGUUCAUCAGCACAUCAUCCCUGCCAACGUGCCUUUCCACCGGGGCACCCCAUGACCCUGAACCCCCCGCCGCCUCUAAUAGCCACAGUAGCCAUUCCUCGUUGCUCCAGCACGUCCUGCUGUUGGAGCAAGCUCGUCAACAGAGCGCACUUCUCGCAGUUCCCAUGUAUGGACAGUCUCCGCUGGUAACGGGUGAGCGGGUAUCCAACAACAUGCGUACAGUGAACAAGCUGCCCAGGCAUCGACCACUGAGCCGUACACAGUCAGCACCCCUGCCCCAAACACCGCAGGCCCUGCAGCACCUCGUAAUGCAACAGCAGCACCAGCACUUCCUUGAGAAACAGAAACACUACCAGCUGAACAAGAUUCUUUCUAAAGGGACGGAUCUUCCAAGACAGCCUCCCACUCACCCAGAGGAGACGGAGGAGGAACUUACGGAAACCGCAGAGAUGCAGGACGAGCGAGGGGAGGGGCCUGAUCAUGUAAGGGAGGGGUUACAGAAAGACAGCUCUGGUGAAACCACACCUCCCUCUGAACGCAUAGUUCCGCUGAAGGGAGAAAGCACGGAAAGUGACUUGGAAGAAGAAGAUGAUGAAGAUGAAGCGGUCGAACUGAGGGAGUGUGAUGAAGACGCCCCUUAUGGCCAGUAUUUGGACCAGCAGCAUGUGCAGCAGCUCAACGUGUUCCAGGCCUCUCUGUCCAUCACAGGAAUGCCCCACAGACCCCUGGGAAGGGCUCAGUCGUCCCCUGUCACCUCCAGUCUUAAAGGAACAACCCUGAACGAGGUGCCCAUUAAGCAUCUCUUUACGACAGGGCUGGUUUACGACACCUUCAUGCUGAAGCACCAGUGCAUGUGUGGAAAUACCAACAUUCAUCCCGAACACGCGGGUCGCAUUCAGAGCGUUUGGUCCAGGCUGCAGGAAACAGGACUGCUGGGCCGCUGUGAGAGGAUCAGAGGAAGGAAGGCCACAUUAGACGAGAUCCAGACCGUCCAUUCAGAGUAUCACACGCUGCUCUACGGCACCAGUCCACUCAACCGACAGAAGCUGGACAGCAAGAAACUUUUAGGUCCAAUAAGCCAGAAAAUGUAUGCUGUCCUGCCGUGUGGAGGCAUCGGGGUGGACAGUGACACAGUGUGGAACGAGAUGCAUUCGUCAGGAGCCGUACGGAUGGCAGUCGGCUGCGUCAUUGAGCUGGCAUUUAAAGUUGCAGCUGGGGAGCUGAAGAAUGGUUUCGCAGUGGUCCGUCCUCCUGGUCAUCAUGCUGAGGAAUCCACCGCCAUGGGUUUCUGCUUCUUCAACUCAGUCGCCAUCACUGCCAAACUCCUGCAGCAGAAACUCGGUGUGGGCAAGAUCCUCAUCAUAGACUGGGAUAUCCAUCAUGGAAACGGGACCCAGCAGGCUUUCUAUAAUGACCCCAAUGUGUUAUAUAUUUCUCUGCAUCGUUAUGACGAUGGCAACUUCUUCCCUGGCAGUGGCGCUCCUGAGGAGGUGGGUGUGGGUCCAGGAGAGGGCUUUAAUGUCAACAUUGCCUGGACAGGUGGAGUGGAGCCACCUAUGGGUGAUGUGGAGUAUCUAACCGCCUUCAGAACGGUGGUGAUGCCCAUUGCCAAUGAGUUUUCGCCGGAUGUGGUGCUGGUGUCAGCUGGUUUCGAUGCUGUGGAGGGCCACCAGUCACCGCUGGGCGGAUACAACGUCACUGCCAAAUGCUUUGGUCAUCUCACUAAGCAAUUGAUGAAGUUGGCUGGUGGUCGUGUGGUUUUGGCACUGGAAGGAGGUCACGACCUCACCGCCAUCUGUGACGCAUCUGAAUCCUGCGUGGAGGCACUUUUGGGAGAUGAGUUGAAUCCUCUACCAUUGACGGUGCUUCAGCAGAAACCAUGUCCAAAAGCUACAGCUUCUCUAGAAAGAGUCAUUGAGAUUCAGAGUAAACACUGGACGUCUCUGCAGAGGUUGGCUCCCACGGUAGGUCAGUCUCUACUGGAUGCUCAGAGGCGAGAGAAGGAUGAGGCAGACACUUUGACCGCCAUGGCCUCUCUCACUGUGGACAAUGAACAGCAAACCACCUCCACUGAAACCAGCAGAUCAGCAGAGGAGCCGAUGGAGGAGGAGCCCGUGUUGUAGAAGAGCGAGUUCAGGUCAUCACUGCUCCAGUCUUCUCGUCCACAUGUGCUUGGCACUGGUCACCCUGACGUCACGCCUCAUGUUCCUCCUCCCAGCUCUUUGAUUGGUUCCCUCGGUCCGUCACUCAUUUCCAGGUGCUUGACUGACACGUUCACAGCACACCCACUUUUUGCUUUUCCGAGGUUAAAGCAUAGCAAACCGUUGCCCAAAGUGGACAACAAAGGCAUGAUGGGUAAUUACAGGACCACUCCAGUGAGGGUUGCGCAGCUGGACAGGCCGAACAAUGGAAGUACUCUUCAGAAA
Molecule: messenger RNA, 3539 nt
Organism: Danio rerio (zebrafish)
Lineage: Eukaryota; Metazoa; Chordata; Actinopteri; Cypriniformes; Danionidae
Source: RefSeq, a predicted model, not a curated record